AUGGCCAGCUCUCAGAAUUCUCCCGUCCUUGUCCAGCACGCCUCUGCUCCCCACACGCUGAGUCCUUCAUUGUCAGUUGUCUCGAUCCCUCCCUUCUCUCCAGACUCUCUCACCGAACCUUCAACGCUCCCAGAGCCGAUAUUCCCCCCUCCCACUUCAGUGCCUGAGAUAGAACAGAACACGACAACUGUAGCUGUUGAAGAGGCAGAUACAGAGAUGGCAGAUGCCGCAGCUGCGGCUCCAGCCCCGGCACAACAGCCUUCCAACGUUGUCGAAAUACCAACACCAUCUCAAGAAGAGGUGCCGUCUGUUUCUGAGCAUUUGUCAUCUACGACAACCGGGCCAGUUGAAGACACAAUUCCACCUCCACCAGACUCAUUGCCUCAACAAGACGACUUUUCCCCGCCCCCACCUCCCAUGGCAGCAGUGCCCAGCCCGGAAGUUCCAGACUGGGUCACCUGGGAAGACGAUCUCUCUACUCCAACUGAGGAGGAAAUGACUCAGAUCAAUGCUCGAGAUUUUGAGUUGAGUGCCUUAGACGUCCCCAGUGUGGAGAAGAGAAUCUAUCAGGAUGUGGAUGAUCCAGACCAGCGACCGGUCAAGAAGCUUCGUCUCAGCUGGGUGAUCAAGAACCUGCGAGGAACCAGAAACAAGCCCAACUCAAGUCGGGUUAUGAUCUCCCCGCCUGCAGAGGUCGAUGGCAAUUACUGGCAGAUCAAAUUCUACCCAAGAGGGAACAAGUGCUCUUCCAUGAGUGCGUACAUCAGAUGCAGCAGGAUCGCCCCCGAGCCAGAGUCAGAAGCUCCCGAUAGCACAUUCUCCUUCUACGAGGGCACUCCGGAUGCAGACCUUGGAAAUGACGCCGUUCCCAUCCAGACCUUCACCGUCGAAGCAGAGAACAGACCAGCAAGCAAGGCAACCCCAAGUGACGCCCCUGAGUCCCAUGAUUCUCAGAAGCAGGAGAGCUCGCAAGGGACCUCGCAAGGCACUGAUGGCCAGGAUGUACACCCUGUCCCGCGUGAGAGUACUACGUCGGCAGAUGAAUCGAAAUACAUCCAGCCUGCAGACGAAGCCUGGAGAGUGCCCGCGCAGCUAGGAGUGAUCAUGUACAACCCCGAGGAACCGCGAACCUGUACCUACAUGUCUUCCGAACACCAAUUCUCCCGUGCUAAUGAUGACUGGGGGUGGACAAAUUUCCAUGGACCAUGGAAAGAGAUUCAUCGCCGCCAGUAUGCACAGAGAACCCCUCUGCUCCGGAAUGACACAAUUGCCAUUGACGCCUACAUCCGCAUCUUCGACGAUCCGAGUCAAGCAUUAUGGUGGCAUCCCUCAGAGACCGAGCCUCAGUGGGACUCCAAGACGUUGGCCGGUUAUCACCCAAUGGGCACCCCUCCAUUAUACCACAGUCCUGCGGUUGCAGGCAUUACUGCUUGGCUUUUGUUGGCUCCCUUCCGGCAGGUCAUCCAAGCCAUCGACGCUGGCCAGUGGAGGAGGAACUCUCAGAUCCGACCACGACCUCUCAUAUGCCAGCUUCAGGUCGUCAUGUUCCUGAUGCGGUGGCUGAGGAAGGACAAGGAUACAUACGUUGAUGUCAAUCCUGUGAUUGAAUCUCUCAAAGAACAUGGAGAAUCAUUCACUGACGUUGUGACAUUUUGGGAAAUGUUUCGCAGAGGGAUCGAGCUAGAACUGGAGGAGGAUCCUGAAUCCAUGCGCAUGAUUGCCAAAAUCUUCGAUUCACCUGAUGGCCGAUUUUCCGUACCUCCAUUACCCGUUGAAGGAGUCAGUGACAUCCAACAGGGCCUGGACAGAGUCCUGGAAGCCAAGAAUUUCCGCGGCCGUCUACCAGACUUCCUCUCGCUCCCACUUGCAAGAGAGAAGUUUGACAAGAAAUCGCGUGAAUGGAAACUCCUUCACGAUCGUGUCAUCCUCAACGAUGAAAUCAUGGCGGUUGAGAAUACCGCAGAAGGCGACCGCUCAAGUUAUACACUUUAUGGCUUCAUGGUACAUGUCGGGGAAAGAAAUUCAGCGAAGAUUUACAGCGUUUUGCGGCCCAACGGUCCAAACACCAAAUGGCUGGCUUUUGAAGAUGGGGAUGGAAAUAAAAUUUUCUCAUAUACCAGAAAACGAAUCAACGAGUUUGAAGGUCUUGAAGGGCAAGCGCUGAAAGAUUUCACUUCCACGAGACAGACUGCCUACCUGGCAAUGUACAUCAGAACUAGUUGCCUCCCCGAAUAUCUUCCCGGCGCUCUGGAGCCGUACCGACUCCCAAGAUGGCUAGCAUCCAGCCUCACGUGGGAAUACCAAGACAAGCACGAUCCAUUCGUUGAGGAAAUGGUGGAGGAGAAUCCAGAUGAAGUCAACGUGGAACUCUAUUCAGAAGAGGGUGUGUAUGGACGAGAAGGUCUACUGGACAUGUUUAACAUCAAAAAACAGUCCAACCACAAGGGCCUUUACCAUUGUCUUACUCUCCCGAAGUCGACGACUUAUCAAGAUCUCAGAACGGCAUUUUGCGGGAAACUGGGUAUUGGAAACUCGAGUAGCCUUCGACUUUUCAUCAUGCGUUAUUCUGACAUCGGCAACUACACCAGUGCGCUUAUGGAGCCUGUCCAGUUGUCACGUAAUAUCACCGAAGAGAAACCAUUGGUGCAACCCAUCUGCCUUUGGUACUCCGUACUGAAGACCCGGGAAGAGAUUGAAUUGUUUGGUGAUCCUAUUCCGUCUGUUGAAACUGAAUCCACACAGCCAGACCCGGAGUUGAGUGGAGAGAGUGACGGACCAACAGACCUUAUCGCAGCAGUGGCUCCUCCCAGUGGAAUUCAACUUGCAGCUGCUGAUCUUGAGCAGGCUUCAGUGCAGGAGGCAGUUGUUGCAGAUCUAGAAAGAGUCACCACUGUCCGGGAACCAGAGCUCGUCCUAUCAGAAGAACAAGUCGAGGACGCAGAUACGCCAAUGCAGCUAGAGGACUCGCCUCCAACAGCAGAAGAGAGUCUGUUAGCGGAUGUCCCACACGGGCAUCUGAUUGAUGCAGCAAACCACCACACCUCCACAGAAGUAGUCUCCGACCCAAAUGCUCAACUGCCUGAGGACCCUACCACUUUGACCUCCCUUACCGGUGCGGAAGAACGAGUGAUUGCUGCAGUUAUUGCACAAGACGGAGAAAUAAUGGAUUUCACGAUGCAGCCUGCUACCGACACGCAGGCCUCUGAAAGUCAGUCCACCGAUUCAUCCGAAUCCACAUCUUCUGCGUCGUCGGCAACAUCCACACCAGAUCCACAAGUCAGAAACAUUUAUGGCUUCAUCCAGAUUUUCGAUACGGUAAAGCAGAAUUUCAUGGUCUUUGGCACCUUCUUCGCCAAGUGCGAUGACAAAGUGAAGGACUUCAUCAGAACACGCAUGGGGUACGCAGCUGAUAAGGAAUUCAUUGUCUGGCGCCGCGAGUCGCCCGUUGAGGGUAGCAUGAUUGAGGACCACGAGAAUUUUGAUGAUCGUCGCUUUGUCAAUGGUGUCGACAUCAUCGUUGGCGAAGUCCUCGGCGACUCUGCCGAAAAAGCGCUUGAACAGCAAGGGAAGUUCUCCAAUCCUUUUGCCUUGUCAAGAUAUCUCCGCAUGGUAGAACGAAGGCAUCCGAUCGAAUCAGUGACUAGUGUUACUCCAGUUGAGGUCGCCACAUUUGGGACGGACUAUUACAAAGGUCCACUGGUCAACGGGCGGGCGCAUGGUCCAAACUGCCUCUGUAUUACGUCUACCGGGAAUACCUACGAAGGUCCACUGGUUUGCAAUAAAAAAUGCGGCAGAGGAGGUAAAAUGACGUAUCAGAAUGGCGACACAUAUGAUGGAGAAUGGGACGCAGACGAGCGGCACGGACAGGGUACAUUUGUGGAGAGUCGAACAGGAAACAAAUAUGUAGGAGGGUUUGAAUAUGGAAAGCGAUGGGGAAUGGGCACGACUUAUUGGCAGGUCGCAGAUGAACAGGCGGAUCUGUGUCAGAUUUGUUACAGCGAAGAGAUUGACGCAUUGUUCUUUGACUGUGGACACAUUUGCUCUUGUGUGGAAUGUGCUCGGCAGUGCGAGAUCUGCCCGAUCUGCCGAAGGAGCGUGAAGCAGGUGGUGAAGAUGUUCCGAGCGUGA
Exophiala aquamarina CBS 119918 is the source of this 4128-nucleotide messenger RNA. RefSeq lists its product as uncharacterized. Gene Ontology annotation, molecular function: cysteine-type deubiquitinase activity; protein binding. The record is from RefSeq and is a predicted model, not a curated record. Gene Ontology annotation, cellular component: cytosol. Lineage: Eukaryota; Fungi; Ascomycota; Eurotiomycetes; Chaetothyriales; Herpotrichiellaceae. Gene Ontology annotation, biological process: protein deubiquitination. The transcript has a single exon. The coding region runs from base 1 to 4128 and encodes 1375 amino acids.